AUGAGGCGACGCAACAAGCAAUUCAUCGGGUCCUCCAUUGGUCCCAAAACUGUAUUUGAUAUCCUACUUGUGCGUUGGAGUGCCAAAAAAAUAAAAUAAACCCAAUUGCAGCUCAGGUAGCCGGCGUUGCUAAUAUACGUGUGUCCUUUCCUCCAAACAAACCGCCGUCUGGAAGCAAAAACAAACCAACCAAUCAGAAAACGCCAAAAAGAUACGACCCACUUGGUCUAGCGCCCUCUAUGGUAUUGGAGCAGUAGUGAGUAAUUAUUAUUAUUAUCAUUUAUUUUUUGAAUUGAACAAACAAACAUGUAUUCAGAAUGAACACAAAAUCUAUGGCACUUUCAUUAUAACAAUUUUCAACAUCCACCAGGUUGAGCAACUAUUGUCUUCAACAAAAAAUGUCAAGGGAAGAGAAUAAAAUCAAAUACAAAUAGAAUAUUGAAAAAAUAAAAAACUUAAAUAAAUAAUAAAAAAUAGGAUACGAUGUGCAGUAGUGAGUAAAUAUACAGUAAAGUGUUAGUGGUUUCUUCUUCUUCUUUUAAAUUUUACGGCAGCUGGCAUCCAUCUGUGUUGCAUUACUGCCAUCUUCAGUUUCUGUAAGUGGUUUAACCUUGACUCUAAACUAUAUAUGCUCAUAUUAUUCAACAUUUUAUUAUCCACCCAUCCAUCCAUGUUUUACCGCUUGACCCGUUCGGGGUCGCGGGGGUGCUGUAUCAUUCCCUCAAAUAAUCCAGCUUUGAAACGGAAGAACAACCACGAUAAUGUAUUGAAACAAACAUACUGAAAUAUUUAUUGAAUAUUUCAGCAUACUAUGUAUGAAAUAUCAAUUGUCUGUGUUUAGUGUAUGCAAUUGUGUACAAUACCAGCGUAAACAUGUAUUAUAUCAGAUUAUUAUAUUAUAUUAUAUCCAUCCAUCCAUCAAUUUAUCCAUCCAUCCAUUUUUUCUACCGCUUGUCCCUUUUGGUAUCGCGGGGGGGGUGCUGGAGCCUAUCUCAGCUGCAUUUGGACGGAAGGCGGGGUACACCCUGGACAAGUCGCCACAGUUAUAUUCAAACAAAGUCGAAAACAACCACGUUACGUAGCUUCUAAAACGAACAAUAACAUGGGAGAACUCUCUUGCUCCUCCCACAUAUCUUUGUCAGAAUAGGACCCGCCUUCCGGAAAAGAAUAAAUGCUAUUGGUUGAUUAAGCAAAACGCGGACACCGAUUGGUGAUUCGGGUUUGCUAUUCCAACUGGCUGUCCUUCAGUAGGCCACAACGUUCCACUCUGUCAAGUCUAUCAGCAAUUCGUGUAUCUCCUUAGAAGCUAGUAUGUUAUAACUCCUUUAAUUUACGAAUAUUUAUCGGAGCUCGUUUCGUCAGAGAAGAGGAUAUAGAACGUAGAAAAACUAUGUUCUGAGUGAGUGUCCCACAACAUCUGCGGCCUAUUAGCUACGAGCUAGUUAGCAAACUUGACAUUUAGUUGACUUAGUUCUGGGAAAAUCUUAUCUGGUGAUCCAACCUGUCCACUGCUGGUAAGUGCCCACAGGAGUCCACAACAUCACAAUGACCUCUCAAGAUGGAGAGGGAGCUGGAGGAUUUAACCUUUCGCCCCACCUGCACACUGAUGACUGCAAUGAGCUCAUAAACCGCCUGAAGCAGUGCCACACAGAGCACAAUUUCUUGAAGUUCUUCGGAACGUGCAACGACGACGACCGCGCCAUGCGUCACUGCCUGCACAAUGAGAGGCUGGAAAAGCGGGAGCGCAACAAACAUCAUGCACAAGCCAUGAGAAAAAGGCUGAAAGACGCAUCCAAGGAACAGCUCUCAUAGACAUUUUAUCGGCAACCUUCAUCCAGGUGCGCUGUUGUGCUCAAAUAUGCAGAUGGAACACAGAACUAAUUACGUUCUAUUAUUUUGGGGAUUUAGCCGUAAAGAAAAUUGGUCACUGUGUUACAGAGGCUAGACUUAACACAAUAUACAGGAAAUAUAUUAUAAGGGUCUGUUUGCAACCUUUUGCUCUUAUUAUAUUUUUGGUUUGCAAAAUGUAACUUUGAGCAAGUUGCAAACAACCUCUUUAAUUAUUGGUGAUAGUUGAGAGACACACAGCCAAAGCUAAUGUGUGCCACAGAUGAUGGCCUACUCGUACAUUAACUCAACAAUCAUAAGAUUAUAUCUCAUCUGUACACAUUCAAACAUGCAUCAAGACUUAUGUUUUUAGGCUACUAAAUUAAUCUCACACAACACAUAAUAAUGUACAUCUGUACAACUAAAUGAGAUGCAAUACAAUAGCUAUAAGCAAAUAUUCUGCCUCUACAAAGUUUGGAUUGAUACAAUAUGUUUAUUAUUGUGGUUGUAGUUUGCAGUGGGAUUAAAACAGUGGAUGUAUUUCAAACAUGGAUUGAAAUCAGGAUUACAAAAAGCAGGACUCUUGUGAGUGGAUGGGGAAUCAUAUUGAUUUGUUUCAUUAUUUUAAAAUAAAGUGUGUUACAUUAACUACA
Molecule: messenger RNA, 2480 nt
Organism: Entelurus aequoreus (snake pipefish)
Lineage: Eukaryota; Metazoa; Chordata; Actinopteri; Syngnathiformes; Syngnathidae
Gene: cmc2
Product: C-x(9)-C motif containing 2
Exons: 5
Coding region: 1546-1812 (88 amino acids)
Cellular component (GO): mitochondrion
Source: RefSeq, a predicted model, not a curated record